AUGGAUUUAAGGUCAACAGUUUUAGUCGUUGGGGGAUCACUGUGUGCCUUCAAGCUGUUUAACAAAAUUGUCAGAUAUUUGCCGACACCUGAGCGAGCAUGCGAGAAGAAGUGGAAGUGGAGGAACACCCUGACGUCUUUGGCUCACAGCUCGCUGACCGGAGCCUGGGCCGUGAUAUGGUACGUAAAAACACACUCAGACAUAGUGAAAACAUUAAGUUUUGGAGUUUCCUUAUUCCUGUGGUUUCUUUUUUUCUGAACAUACAGCUUGUACCACCAACCUCAAAUGUUGGAGGACCUGAUCUCCUCUCAUUCCUUGCUCUCUCACAGCCUUGUAGCUGUGUCAACAGGUGAUAACCCCACGCUAACACAACUUAGAUUUACUCAUGUUCAUUUUCCUGGAAACAGAGAUAAAAUGAAGCCAACCCCUGCAGCAUUAAUCUGAAUAAUGUCUUAGCUGUUUGGAUCUUUAAAGCUUAGACAACAAACACCAUCGGUCUCUGUGUGUACUGGUGUAAAUAUGCUUUACUUAAAGCUCCUGUGAGUAUUUUUUAAAGGUUAUGAAACAACUGAAAUAAUCAGUGAUGCAUCUCUAUAAGGUUAAAAGCAAAUGAGACCAUCGAUGGCAACAUCAGCAGUUUUUAUAUUGUAACUUUUAAGGCCUGUAACUGCUGUGAGGGGGUAGGUACGCUAAAAAUACUGCUUCUUUUACUUUGUCCACAGGGGGCACCAAAAUCAACAAAGAAAGAAAGUUCCUCACAGGAGCUUUAAAAAUUUUCAUGAGCCAUACUACCUUGAGGCAGUGAUAUAAACAUGCAAAUUAAAGCAAUCUUUUUUUUUCUUUACUCUUCAAACAUCUGAUUUAUUAUUCAGAUUAAAUAGCCAACAAUCUGCUUCAUUAAUCUCUAAAGCAUCCUCUACAAUGUUUUUUGACCUGCACAACACACGUCACAUUUUCACACAACCUUUUAUGUGGAUAUGUCACCUAGUAAUUGAAUUUGGAAAUUUUUUAAUUGAGCUACGUUAAAGGUGGGGACUCAAAGUUUAUAGUGAAAAGGUUCACAAGUUCUCUCUCUCUUUUUCUGUGUGUGUGAUUUCUGCUUAUGUAACACUUCUGCUCUCUUUGUACUGCAGGUUAUUUUAUCCAUGAUUUCUUGGAUGUGGGCUUCAACCUUCCACUAAAACAGACAUGGGAGGUGCUUCUCCACCACUCCACAGUAAUAAGCUUCACUCUGAGUUUAUGUUUGUCUGUCCGUCCAACUGUCUGUCUGUUUAGUCAGCUGACAAAGAGGGAAAAACAGUAUUAUACUGCAUUUAUUUGUCUAUGUAUGUAUAAAAGUAGUACAUCGCUGCUGAGUUACAUCAUAGGAAACAUACACUCAAAUUCCUCUGUUACAAUCAUCUCACAAAAUUGUUACUGGUAUUUUAACUUCCAGUCUUGA
Messenger RNA from Xyrichtys novacula (pearly razorfish), 1441 nucleotides. The record is from the annotation of a GenBank genome assembly. NCBI's taxonomy places the organism in Eukaryota, Metazoa, Chordata, Actinopteri, Labriformes, Labridae.